UUCUUCAAAUUGGUGUUAAUGACGACAUGCCUUAUCUUAUCUAUGUUCAUUGACAAUACAAAUAUUUGAACUACAAUAUGUUGUUGGUACUAGGUUGCGUCGUGCUCGUAGCAGCAUCUUGGUUUCCCACAGGGACUGCUCUAACAUGUUUUCACUGCGACCAGAUCCCGUUUCCUCGAGAUUGUAAAACGGUUGUCAAAUGUGGAGAUCACGAGGAAUGUUAUGCUGAAAGAAUUAUAACAGACGAUGGCAAUGCAUACUUCAAUACUGGAUGUAGAGACAAACAGCGAUGUCUUGCCAGUCCCCCAGGGAAACGCGCUGUAGCUAGACGUCAAAAUUCUUUCGAGACGAUAGUAUGUGACACUUGUUGCAGCGAUGAUCACUGCAAUUAUGGUGGUUGUGGCGCAGAUCCUCUACCAGCUAAAGACCAAAGAGGACCAAUAUGUUAUGAUUGUGCCUUGAUGAAGAAACCAGACCAAUGCAAUCAAGUUAAUCUUUGCAGCCGUGAUGAGCUUUGCGAAGUACUUAAGACCCCACAUCCUCUGUUUGAUGUUACGUAUACAGCAAAAUGUGGCGCAAAGGCACUCUGUGACAGACUAAGUAGUUUAUCGCACACGUUUGGACGAAGUCUCGAUCAUGUUGAUGCAGUAAGUGAAAUGAAUAAAAGAGGAUUUUCAUUGUGUUUCCGUUGCUGCAAAGGAGAUCUUUGUAAUCUUGGUUGUACAGUUCCAAAUGUGACAACAAUUGCAACUACCGCAACCACAACAGCAAAAUCGGUAUCUACAUCAAUAACAACUUCUUCAACAACGUCAACUGUCGCUUCGACAACUUCUGGAACAACAAUAUUAUCUACCACUCCAACACCGAUGUCCACAAGUGUAUUGAGUUCUAGUUCUUCUCAAAUGUCCACCACUGGACUGUCAACUAUGGCAUCUACAAAUCCAACAACAACUACGACUGUUACAACACCAGUUACAACACCUGUGUCAACAACUAUGUUAUCAACAACUCCUAAUACAACGUCAGCAAACAAUGCCACUAAUCAUGGUUGUCUUCCUGAGUAUAUAUAUUAUGGAGCAUCUUGUUAUUACUUUUCAAAAACAUCACUUUAUUGGGAGCCUGCUAAAAAGUUCUGUAUAGAUCAUGGUAGUGAUCUUGUUAUAAUAAACGACGCAACAGAGAACAAUCUCAUAGUACAGCAUCUUAAACAAUUAGUUGCUCAGCAUCUCUUACCAAGUGACUUGUGGGGUUUCUACAUUGGUGCACAUCUAGUUAACGGAACAUGGAAGUGGGUAGACAACUCUACAGUAAAGUAUGCCGACUGGGCUACAGGGGAACCAGAUCAUCCGACAUCACAGAUAUACGGAUCCAUGUAUAUACCAUCAUCAACGUUUUAUAACUAUCAGUGGGCUAGCCAUAAAGACAUGUAUACCACACAAUAUUUUAUUUGUGAAUUUAGACCAAUACCAUGAAUAUAUUUAUACCAUUAAACCAUUCAAAACAUA
Mytilus trossulus (common blue mussel) is the source of this 1505-nucleotide messenger RNA. RefSeq lists its product as uncharacterized. Lineage: Eukaryota; Metazoa; Mollusca; Bivalvia; Mytilida; Mytilidae. The transcript has 10 exons. The record is from RefSeq and is a predicted model, not a curated record. The coding region runs from base 78 to 1472 and encodes 464 amino acids.